This is a messenger RNA of Telopea speciosissima, 621 nucleotides long. Its product is annotated as receptor kinase-like protein Xa21. The record is from RefSeq and is a predicted model, not a curated record. Bases 44 to 493 code for a protein of 149 amino acids. The transcript is spliced from 2 exons. Lineage: Eukaryota; Viridiplantae; Streptophyta; Magnoliopsida; Proteales; Proteaceae.
AUCAAGAAUUCUUUCAAAAGUCACAAUUAGAUCUCAAAAUCACAUGAGCUCAAUCGGAAUAAAGGGGUCUAUUGGAUACAUUGCACCAGAGCAUGGUGUAGGUGCUGAUGUUUCAACGCAUGGUGAUGUCUAUAGUUAUGGGAUUCUCUUGUUACAGAUGUUCACAAGGAAGCGGCCUACUCAUGAAAUAUUCAAAGAUAACUUUAAUCUUCACCGCUGGGUUGAGAUGGCUUUACAUGAUGGAGUAAUGGCUAUCAUCGAGCCAUCAAUUCUCUCCAUAAAAGAAGAUGAAGAAGAGGUAGCAACAACUAUAAGCAACAUCACUGAAACUCAAAGAUGCAUGAAGAAUAGAGUGCAAGAGUGCCUUAAUUCAAUUAUUAGAAUUGGAGUUGUCUGCUCAGCUGAAUCACCAUUGGAUUGUAUGGACAUAAAUGAUGUGGUCAAAGAGUUACAUCGGAUCAAGGACAUUUAUCUUAGAGUUGGCACUCACUGAGGAAGAUGAAGUACAAUAUGGGCUAUGAAUAGUGUAAGUCGUCAUUUCCUUUAAAAUAUGAGUUUGUUGUACUUGAUGUAGUUGAAACUUUUUUUCUUUUGUUUGAGUUAAUUAUGUUUUUAAUCUUA